UCCACGUGCCUUGCGCGAGACACUCAGUUUUCACGAGGGCGUCGUUUGCGGCGAAAAAUCCCGUUUCUUUUCUAUUAGAGAUGGAACACAUGCUUUAAAGACGAAGCAUAAACCUGUCUCAAAGAAACGCAUUCAUCGGAUACGGAACUUGAUUCAGAGCAUCACUUGUGGGGAAACAAAUGAAAUGAAAGAUACAGCAGGACACGAGUGCAUGUGUGGGAGCUAAUUCAGUUUUUGAGACAAAUACAAUAUGGUGACCAAGAACCUUCCUGGCUGUGAUCAGAACCUAGAAGACCACCUGGUUAACAUCAACGUGGGUGGUCUGAAGCACAGUUUCUCUUCUAGCACUCUGCGGAGGUUUCCAGACACACGGUUGUGUCGUCUUCUGUCCUGUGACACUGUGGAAGCCAUUUUACAGGUUUGCGAUGACUAUGACAUUCAAGAGAAGGAAUUUUACUUUGACCGAAACCCUAAUCUCUUUCCUUAUGUGUUCCAUUUCUAUCAAACCGGAAAACUGCACAUCAUGGAGGAGCUGUGCAUCUUCUCCUUCUGCCAGGAGAUUGAAUACUGGGGCAUAAAUGAGUUCUUCUUGGAUAGUUGCUGUAGUUAUCUCUACCAUGAUCGCAGGUUAGAGAGUCAUCACAAGUCCUGGGAUGAGGAAAGUGAUGUAAGCAGUGUGGACACUUCUGUGGAUGAGAUAUCUGACCUUAACAAGGACAUCCAACAUUUCCAGGACAUGCGUUUUGGUAAUAUACGUAAGUGCCUGUGGUUGACCUUGGAAAAUCCAGGAUAUUCCAUUCCAAGCAAGCUCUUCAGCUUGAUUUCCAUCAUUGUUGUGCUAAUGUCAAUUGCUAUCAUGUGCAUCAACAGUAUCCCAGAGUACCAGGUUUAUGAUGAUAGUGGUCAGCUAAUUGAGGAUCCAACCAUGCAAGCUUUGGAGAUUUUUUGCAUAUGCUGGUUCACUUUUGAAGUAGUAACGCGCAUGCUCCUUGCACCAAACCGUCGGAAGUUUUUCCGUCAUCCUCUAAACGUGAUUGACAUUGUUUCAGUGGUGCCUAUCUACAUCACCCUCAUUUUUGACCUGCUUGCUGGUAGUGAAUUGGAGCUGGAAAACAUUGGGAAAAUAGUUCAGGUUCUUAGGCUCAUGAGGAUCUUCAGGGUGCUGAAGUUGGCCAGACACUCGACAGGCCUGAGGUCAUUAGGUGCUACAUUACGGCACAGUUACAGAGAGGUGGGCAUUCUUCUACUGUACCUGGCUGUAGGUGUAUCUGUCUUCUCUGGUGUGGCUUACACUGCAGAAUAUGAGGAGGAUGUCGGAUUGGACACCAUUCCUGCUUGUUGGUGGUGGGGUACAGUAAGCAUGACUACUGUUGGCUAUGGGGAUGUUGUGCCUGUCACAGUGGCUGGAAAGUUAGCAGCUUCUGGAUGUAUCCUGGGUGGCACAUUAGUAGUGGCCUUACCCAUUACCAUCAUCUUCAACAAGUUCUCGCAUUUCUACCGCAAACAGAAGGCUCUGGAGGCUUCAGUGAGAAAUAACAACAACAAGAAGAGAAAGGAACGAGAGAACGAAGAAGGAUCCGAAGGUGAUAGCCAGUGUUUGGAGGAUGAAGAAAAGGAAGAGGAAAUAGAUGGAGAGAAUGAAGGAGGGGUAGUAAAUUACUGUUAUGUACAUAACCUGCUUUCAGCAUCUUCUACACAGUAUGAGAUGAAUGAGCCAUUUUCAAGAGAAAAAGAACUUUAUCAUCUCUGAGACUUGCUUGUCCAUUAUCUCCAAUAGUCCAAAAGACAGGACAGUAUAUAAUUAUGCAUUCACACCCUUAAUCAUAUAUGAACAUAUAUAAUUCUCCUAUGUAAAUGUGUAUGUAUAUAUAUGAGGGGUCAAUCAAUAAUUGCAGGUACAAUUUGAAUGUCACAAAAACAAUUUUUUUUUAAAUUAUAUUUCUAUAAUUUCUCUCAGAAAACAUACUGAGUUUCACAAAUCCAGUGCAUGGCAAACAUACAGCAUUUUCCUUACAUUUUUAAUUUUUAAUCUGCUGCAGAAAAGUUAGGAAACAUGCAUACAUAAAAACAAGUCAGACCAGAAUCAAACAUUUUGACUUUGACACAAGCAUGUCCAUACACACUUAUAUAUAAAUAUAUAACAAAUGAUUAUUUAAAUUAUUAUAAAAGAGAAAUAGCACAUCAGUAUUCAAGAGAUAUGAAUCAUAUUUUAAUCAAUUUAAGGUAUAUAUUUUUCUUUACAUUAAAUUGUAAAAUGAAAAAAAAAAGUUGACACUUCCAGUAACAGAAUUGAAAUAGUAACAGAUUUGAAAAUGAGGUAAUUUGUGAGAGUGUAAUGCGUUAUUAAUCAAUAUAUGCUUGGUAUUCCCUGUAUUUACAGGUGCUUGUGUGCAGAGUAAUGUGUGUGUGUGUAUAUAUAUAUAUAUAUACACACACAUUACUACAAUAUAUAUAUAUAUAUAUAUAUAUAUAUAUAUAUUGUGAUGUAAAAAAUGAAACCAAGUAAAUCAUGUCAGAACUUUUUCCACCCUCAAUGUGAAUUUAUAAUGUAUAAAAAAUAACUGAAAAACAAGACAACAAUAACCUGGCUGCAUAAAUGUGCACACUAUUUUAUAACUGGGGAUGUGACUGUGUUCAGAACCAAUUACAUUCAAUCUCAUGUGCAAAAGUAAUUAUCAUACAGCUGUCAUCAAUUAAAUUAUUCUGAUUAACCCCAAAUAAAGACCAGCUGUUUCUGUAGGAUUUUCUUGACAUCUUCUUGGCUUCAUCUGACUGCUAGAGCCUUGGUCUGCAAAAAGCUGACAAAGCCGGUAUGGUAUUUCACUUGUCAAAAGAUAUCAACCAGGAGAGGGGUAUAAAAGAAUUUCCAAAACAUUAGAUGUACCAUGGAACACUGAAGGCCAUCAUCAACAAAGUGGAGAAAAUGGACAGUGACAUCACCAAGAACAGGUGAUCCCUCCAAAAUUUAUAAAAGGACAAGACAAAAACUUACCAGGAAGGCUCCCGAUAGACCUAUGGCAACAUUAAAGGAGCUGCAGGGAUAUCUGACAAGUAAUGAUUACUCUCUACAUGUGACAACAAUCUCUUGUAUUCGUCACAUGUCUGGACUAUGGGGUAGGAUGGCUAGACAGAAGCCCUUUCUCACAAAAAACAUCCAAGCUCAACUAAAUCACCGUAAACCAUGUGGCAAAAAUGUGUUAUGGUCUGAUGAGAACAAUUCCAAAAGUUAUAGCAAUUCCAUUAUUCCAAAAGAUAUAUUUAACGCAAAAAAAGCACAUCAACAAAAGAGCACCAUUUUAUGUCUCCAUUUUGACCAUAAAAGCAUACAAUGGUUGUAUCCCUUUUGCUUUAAUGACAGUUUGUACUCAAGCUGGCAUCAACUCUGUUUAAAACCUGAUGAUUUAUGUUAAAGCAAAACCAUGAGAGUCUUGUCUGAACACGUUCUUCAGUGGAAGGGAUAAAUCUCAAGAAAUAUCUGACAAUUUGUACAAAGGAGUUACAAAUGUAACAAUAUCACAAAUUUGCUUAAAUUAAAACAGUGAGAAUCUAAUCACCUAGAAUCUUGAAUAAUGACUAUUUAAUAUUUUGAACAAUUCCUUGUCUUUGAUUUAAUUAUUGUUUUAAUUUUCAUUUAUCAGUUUCAGUUGUUUAUUUCCAGUAAUCUUGUAUUCCACUGUAUCUUUUAGAAUUAUGCGCAAAAAGUUCUACCUUGGUCUAAUCAGACCAUAACACAUUUUGUCACAUGAUUUUGGCAUUAAACCAUAAAAACAAUGUGAGCUCAAAGUGCAGAUUUUCACCUUUAAUUAUGAGGGUAUGUACAUCCAAAUCGUGUAGGAAUUACAACAUUUUUUAUAUGUGGUCUACACAUUUUUAAGGGACCAAAAGUAAUUGGACAGUUGGCUGCUCAGUUGGCCAGGUGUGUGUUCUUCCCUCAUGAUUUCACUUACAUGUAAGCAGAUAAAAUGUCUAGAUUUGAUUUCAAAUGUGACAUUUGCAUUUGGAAUCUGCUGCUGUUAACUCUCAAUAUGAAGUCCAAAGUGCUGUCACUGCCAUUCAAGCAAGCCAUCAUUAGGUUGAAAAAUCAGUAGAUGUGGUCAAAAAAACCUAUGUAUUACCUUCUUUAAAAGAAAGAAUGCACUGGUGAGCUCAGGAACACCAAAAGCCCUGGAAGACCAUGGAAAACUUAUAUGAAACAAACAUGAUGUAUGACAGAAGAAUUCUUUCUCUGCUGAAGACACGUCCGUUCCCAACAGUUGACAAGAUCAUGAACACACUCCAGGCAGUAGAUUUAUCUGUGUCAAAGUCAACAGUCAAGAGAAAUCUUCCCAGAGUAAGCAGACAGUUUACCACAAGAUGUAAAUCUUUGGUACUUUUGGUCUCUUAAAAAGACAGGGACCACAUGCAUAUAUAAAGUACUGUAAUUCCUACACGAUUUGGAUGUAAAUACUCUUAACAUUAUUUUAGACAGCUAAAAUAACAAUAACUUUGUCAAUGUGUGAAUAUUUAUGGACCUGACUGUACUGCAGCCCUACCUCACAGUCACUGUUGUAAUGGACCAUUCCAUGUUGUUACUUGGUGACACAACUGCAUGAACGCAGACCAGUAUGGGCAAAGCAAUCAAGUGCUAUCAGGGAUCCAUCAAGGGUCUUUACUGUGAUUUUCUAGGUGCCUAAAAAUGAAACAAAUUUAUAGAAGUAGAGCAGAAUAAUGCAAAAGGGAGGGAAGCAAAAAGAAUUGUUGCUAUAUUGCUGACUACAUUUUUCAGUUAGAAGAGAGUGCCACUCCACACAUAAUACUAGCCUGUUUAUAAAAAUGGGUAGUUUCAGUUUUAAAAUCUGAUUGUCUGAACCAUUAUAUAAUCCUUGAAAUUCACACACCUGUUACCAUAACUGAAUUGUGUAAUAAUGCACAUGUUUUAAACCAAUAAAUCAGUACACUUAAGCCAUUGUUCUGUUCAUAGAAUACUAUAUUUUUUUGCUUGUUAUGUUGCUUAGCAAUCAAACCUUACUGUAAACAGAAUAUAUCCUUAUGUAUGGAAUUAUGGAAGACUUGUUUAUUACAAAUAUUGUAAGGUGUUAGGCACAGUGCAAAGCAGAAACUGAGGGAAAAAACAAGGUUAAUGCUUGUGAAGAGGGGCCCCAUUACUCUGUAUACAACAAUAGUAAUUAAACAAUAUGGCCAAAAGUAUGUUGAUGCCUGAUUAUCACAGUCAAAUGUGCUUGCUGAACAUCCCAUUCCAGAGUUGGACCCCCCCAUCAUAUAGUCGAAUGAGCACAAAUCUGUACAUCCAUGCCCCAUAAUUCAGGGGAAGGCCUUUCCAGAUGAGCGGAGUCUUCUGGGAAGGCUUUCCCCUGAAUUCUCCUGAAUCCCCUGAGGUCCAGACGUGCUCAUUCGUCUGUAAGAACUGAAUAAUAUAUAUAUAUAAGAGUGAGAUCAGGCACCGAUGUUGAGUGAGAAGGCCAGGUGUGCAGUCAAUGUUCUAGUUAAUCCCAAAGGUGUUAUUAUUCAGCGGUUACUCGCAUGCUAACCAAAUAACAUCCACUGGCAUCACUGGAAGUGUGGCAGUAUGACAAAAUGUGUCAUUCAUUAAUAAAUUUUAAAAUUUGGCAAAUUGCUAUUGGCAAAUCGCUGAGGUAUAAGAGGAAUACUACCUCUGACAUACAAACUCAAAAACUACUCAAAAUCCUAAAUUUUAGCUUGUUAACUGAUUUCUUUAUUAUUAUUAUUAUUAUUAUUAUUAUUAUUAUUAUUAUUUCAGCAGUUGCAGCUACAUUAGAAGUUAGAGGAAUUCUGAAAGUCGGGGAUGCUUAAGAUGCUUAAGAUUUACUCUUUGGAUUAUCUCCUACUCCUCAUAAUAGUCACAUAAGAAAUCUUAUAUUUUUACUCCCAGCUUUAACAAAGAAUUUUUUUUGCAGACUUAAGUACACUUCUGGACUAUGUUUAAGAGUUAUUCCCAGAAGCUGGCCUCACUGACAUACUGACAUACUGGCCUUGGCCCUGACCCUUACGUGAUGAAAAUAACCAUGGCCUAUUUUUUUUACCCCAGAGUGUAUAUUGUGACAUUUUACUGGCAUUGUCACUGGAGUUUGUUGUGUGUAAAUCCAUGAGUUGACAAUUUAACAUACUCACAAGUAAACUAAAUUUAUGUACUAUGAAAAAAAUUCUCUAAACAAUUAGCAUUAUACUUUGCAUGACUGCCACUUUACAACAGAUUUUCCACCAUGUCUGUCUGUUAUUUAGAAUGUGGUGUUGAAUGUUCCCCAAAUGUACAUGACUCUAUAAGACUCUAUCAUUGUCCCCUUGAGUUUUAAAGAAGUGUUAUAAGAAUGAAAGCCUCAUAUGUUUAUCCAUUCACUGACCCACCCAAUAUAACAGAGUUUGCAAUGUAUAAAGUAUAGAGAAACGUGAAUCAAACACUGUUAGUGUGCUAACGUUAGCCGGCUACAUAGCAGCAAAAGCAAAGACACAGAUGGGUAGAAACAGAAUACACAUUAAAGGCCUUGAUCUCCUUACUCUUAGUAAAUAUAUAAAUUAUUUUAUAUUAUAAAUUUCAAUGCAAAUUGUAAAGAGAAACACUAGCCACUAGUUGGCAAAAGCACACUAGCUAAAACAGUUUAGAGCAGUUGUAUUCAAAUAAAUUUAAAGUUUUCUGACACUGGCAAGUCUACAGGAUGGAGGAUGUUGGGAGGGGUGAUUAUUAUGGCAAACUACUGGCAGCCAAUAGAUAUCCUAGUGAAAUGGUGUGGUUUAACUGGUUUCCUUUGGUCAUAUAUAUGCACACCCAUGAAUAAACAAAAAAACAAACAAAUAUGUAUUUAUGUAUGUAUGUAGAUAUGUUUUUUUUUAUAGAUGCAUUAGCUUUUAUCUGUCCCAUAACAGUCACUUACAUAUAAACUCCUAGUUAUGGUGUUACUGUUACACAAGGCAUUUUACAAGAGACACUGAAGUAAGACUAAAAUGUAACUGCACUACAAAUUUCUAAAAUGUGCUAAGAUGCAUUGGAUUAUCUUCUAUGCAAUAUUAAUGUUUCAAGACAAAAACAUACUUGUUUACUGCAUGCUGCUUUAUUGCACAUAAUUUAAUCUAUGCAUACCCAAAUUAAGAUACAUUUUAGAGAAUGCACACUGUACUGGACUAUAAAAUCUAUAACAUUAAAAAGGCUUUAAAAUUCAUAAAGAAAGUCAUUUUAUCUCUGCAUCCAUUUGUAGUACUCUGUGUAUCCUGUUAUCAUGUAUGUAUGUAAACUUUUAUCAUAUAUGUAUGUAAACUUUUAUCAUGUAUUUAUUAAUUUUAACUGUGCUUUCU
Pangasianodon hypophthalmus (striped catfish) is the source of this 7305-nucleotide messenger RNA. Its product is annotated as potassium voltage-gated channel subfamily S member 2. NCBI's taxonomy places the organism in Eukaryota, Metazoa, Chordata, Actinopteri, Siluriformes, Pangasiidae. The record is from RefSeq and is a predicted model, not a curated record. The transcript is spliced from 3 exons. Gene Ontology annotation, molecular function: protein binding; delayed rectifier potassium channel activity. Gene Ontology annotation, cellular component: voltage-gated potassium channel complex; membrane. The coding region runs from base 251 to 1750 and encodes 499 amino acids. Gene Ontology annotation, biological process: regulation of delayed rectifier potassium channel activity; protein homooligomerization; potassium ion transmembrane transport.